Molecule: messenger RNA, 474 nt
Organism: Strongyloides ratti
Lineage: Eukaryota; Metazoa; Nematoda; Chromadorea; Rhabditida; Strongyloididae
Product: Baculoviral inhibition of apoptosis protein repeat domain-containing protein
Exons: 2
Coding region: 1-474 (157 amino acids)
Source: RefSeq, a predicted model, not a curated record
AUGAUAAGAAAAAGUUUUUCUCCUUUGGCUUAUUUGGAUUCAUUUAAUGAUCCUGAAAUAACAAGUUUAUUAUUGACUGUAAAUAGAUUAAAAACAUUUAAAGAAUGGCCUUUUGAUAAUAUUAGUUCUGCAAAAUGUACUUCUAUUGAGCUAGCCAUAGCAGGAUUUUACAUGACAAGUAAUGAAGAAAAUGCUCCAUUAGCAAAAUGCAUAUGUUGUUUGAAAGAAUUAACAUGGGAGGAAGAUGAUAUUCCAUUACAUGAACAUUUAAGAAAAAUGCCUCAUUGUCGACUUGCUGAAAUCAUUUCAGAAAAAAAAGAAAAAGAUAUGACUAUUAGGGAUAUACUUAGCAUAUUAACUAUGAGGGAUAUUACAAUAAUUGUAAAUAGUCAAAUAGAUGAAGAUAUUUCCAUAAUUAAUUCAGCUAUGAAGUAUAAUGAUGAUUUUGUUGUCAGGACACUUAAAAACUUUUAA